AUGGACAUUCUGUUGCCGUUGCUUUUAUUUGGUGGUUUAUUGCUUUUUGCAUCAAACAAAAAUAAAGAUGAACCGGAAAGUUCGGUUGAGGUGCCAUACACCGAGGAAACCUCAAGCGAAUAUGUUACAGAUACGGUUGAAACAUCCACUGGUCAAUAUUUCGUGAAUCCUGUGGAAGAAAACACGAAUGCGUCUAGUGACAGAGGUCCAAUCAGUAUAGAGAUACUGGAGAUUAUUGUACCACCAGGUGUUGGAAAUGCUGUGAAAAUAAUUUGGGGAAGACAGUUAGAUAAUUUAAAUUUAAAUAUGACUUACAAUAUCUACUAUGACGUGGAUGGAGGGGAGUUGUCAAGCCCCAAGCUAAAAACGACCAACUUGAGCGCCGUAAUAGAAAAUCUCGAAUUCUGUACGAAGUACAACUUCGCAGUGAGCACAGCCAACAACGAAAACAAAAUCAAUCCAAAUAAUAUCCGCAGCGUCGUAACGUACAUAGAUCGCCGAGCGCCUCCAGAGGAUUUGCAGGUUGAUUUCGAGCCCAGAGAAGAUCCGUGUUUGCUUAUCAAAUGGUCGGCAUCUUGUUCAAAUAUUGGUCAACCCAUUGGCUAUGUCAUAUCCGCUUUCGAGAGGAGUUCGGCUCGGUAUACCAUCGUAACUCUGCCCGGCAGCAAACGAGUGGAUUCCGUUUACCAUUUUAAGGCGAAUUACGGCGCUAGAUUCGACAUCAAAGUAUCCACUAACUUUCCAGGAUCGCAAACCACAGACAUUGUCACAUACAAAGUCCCGAAUUUCCUUCAACCCUAUAAAGUUCGAAUCACGUCAAAUCCAGACGGAGCAUUCCUGAUCUAUUGGUCGGAACCGUUCGUACCCUAUUAUAUCGACAGGGUCUAUUACGAGGUCUACAUAUAUCGAGGUACUAAUAUAUCAAGUAACUAUGAGAAAUACUACGUGACCCGGCCGGCUCUGGUUUAUAAAGGGAAUGAGUCCGAAUACACGUUCUGCGUGGGUCUUGUGUCAUACGAUCAACAAUAUAGGUCUUUGUUGACUGAUCCCAUUGUGGCCAACCUGAAUGGGGAUGUGCGGGAAAUUAGCAUAAACUAAUUAAUAUUUACUUAUCCUUUUAGAAAUAGCUUUAUUAUAAACACAGGAUGUGUCUUACGCAGCUAUUGCGUUUAAUUAAAUUUUAGCCAUUAACGCCGCACAAUUUAAUUUACAGUGGUUCAAUACACAGGAUCUUAAACGCCUUCAGUUGUGGAGAAGUGUAGGGAAGUAUGCAAGAUACACUCAUUACUCGGCUUCAAGGUUUACUCCUAAUUGUGUCUUCAAGGUUGUUGUUGGAUGAUGAUUUCAAAGUGGUGAAAUAUACAGGAAGUAAAGAAGCGAGCAGGCCGUGCUUGAAAGGGCGCUUCGUUGUGUCAAAAUAUUGAUUUAAGUGAAUUUACUUUGGUAUAAAUUGUAUGGUACAAAUUUAAAAUAUUAUGUGAGCACUCCAUAACUUUUUGAGAUGUUUGAAAUGUUUUUGAGGAAAUAAAUAUGAUUACACAUUUUUUUCUUAAA
Messenger RNA from Anoplophora glabripennis (Asian longhorned beetle), 1554 nucleotides. RefSeq lists its product as uncharacterized. The coding region runs from base 1 to 1098 and encodes 365 amino acids. Gene Ontology annotation, molecular function: protein binding. The transcript has 6 exons. NCBI's taxonomy places the organism in Eukaryota, Metazoa, Arthropoda, Insecta, Coleoptera, Cerambycidae. The record is from RefSeq and is a predicted model, not a curated record.